UCGGGGCCGCAGAGAGCCCUAGGGAGACGCUUCCGGGAGGAAGGGCCCUUGGCCUGUGUCUCUAAGGCUGCCAAGCCGUUUUCCUGGGGGCCUGGAAGGACAAGAGGAACAGGGUGCUGCCAGACCAUGGGUGCCAUCUUUUUCCAAGUCGGCCUGGGUCAUCUGUCCUGAGAUUAUGAGGCUCUGGCCUCUGCCAGCUGCUUGCCUGUGACUUCCUCCACCACAGUGGAACGCCCCAGGCCCACCUCCUGCCGUGUGGUCAUCUACCUGCAGCGGGAGAUGUCCGGAGACACCUGCCUGGCUGGCCUGUGCCCAGCCUCAGGGUCUAAGCCCAAGCCAGGGGGCUUCAAGGGUGGUGGGAUGGGCAACAAAUACAUCCAGCUCAACGUCGGGGGCUCCCUGUACUACACCACCGUGCGGGUGCUCACCCGGCACGACACCAUGCUCAAGGCCAUGUUUAGCGGGCGCAUGGAGGUGCUGACUGACAAGGAGGGCUGGAUCCUCAUAGACCGAUGCGGGAAGCACUUUGGCGCCAUUUUGAAUUACCUCCGAGAUGACACCAUCACCCUCCCCCAGAACCGGCAAGAGAUCAAGGAGCUGAUGGCAGAAGCCAAAUAUUACCUCAUCCAGGGCCUGGUGGACAUGUGUCAGACAGCAUUGCAGGAUGAGAAGGACUCAUACCAGCCCGUGUGCAACAUCCCCAUCAUCACAUCCCCAAAGGAGGAGGAGAGACUCAUCGAAGCCUCCACUAAGCCUGUGGUAAAGCUUCUCUACAACCGGAGCAACAACAAAUACUCCUACACCAGCAAUUCUGAUGACCACUUGCUUAAGAACAUCGAGCUGUUUGACAAACUGUCUCUACGCUUCAAUGGCCGCGUGCUCUUCAUUAAGGACGUCAUCGGAGAUGAAAUCUGCUGUUGGUCCUUCUAUGGCCAAGGCCGGAAGUUGGCCGAGGUGUGCUGCACCUCCAUCGUCUACGCCACAGAGAAGAAGCAGACGAAGGUGGAGUUCCCAGAGGCCCGCAUCUAUGAGGAAACACUCAAUGUCCUGCUCUAUGAGACACCACGAGUCCCUGACAACUCUUUAUUGGAGGCCACAAGCCGCAGCCGGAGCCAGGCUUGCCACGGCGAAGACGAUGAGGCCUCUGAAUUACGAGAGCGAGUCCGCCGCAUUCACGUCAAACGCUACAGCACUUAUGACGAUCGGCAACUCAGCCACCAGUCCUCCCAUCGCGACUGACGGCGCCUCAGGGCAGUGGGGCCCACACAGCCUAGGUUCCCCUUCUCCCUGGCGCACCCAGACCAGCAUCACUUGUUGGGCGAGUGUACACCUUGACCCUCAGGGGUGGGACAGAGCCCCCAGAGAGGCUGAGGGGGCAGGAGGGGGAAGGACCUUCGUCAGGAGGACUGGGCAUAGUUGGCACUGUUCCGCAGCUGCCUGGUUCCCUGCCUCGAUAGCCCUACGGCAUUGUUCUGCAGGUCACAGCCUUGCAGCCUGGGGAUUAGCGUCUGCGAGCUCUUACUGAGGAGACCCUUUCAUGGAUCUUCUUGCCCUUCACAAGUUUGGGGGUGGGGGUGGGGCACUGCAUCGUGGCCUAUUUCUGGGGUCAGGAAGGGGCUGAGAAUUCAGUUCUAGGGAUGGAGAGGCCCUGGGCAGUCCCAUGACUGAGCAGCCCCUUCAGAGAGGGGAAGGGGGCAGGAGACCCCCACUCCCCUUGGUCCUCUUCGGUCAUUAGUGUAGUUUCUUCAGAAUACUUUGUAUUCUUCUGCAAAAAGAUGCCAGCCCUGAUCCAUCAGAUUCUCACCAGAGAAACAAGGUUAAUCUUCCCAUGUUCUCCUUUUUUUCCAAACCUACUCCUGCCCCUUCUCCCAGGAUCCAGUUCUUGAGAGAAAAAGCAAGGAAAGGUCGGGCUUCAUUUUGGAUGAAAUAAGCAAGGUGGCUGGCCUGUAGCUGUGAAAAUGGACGGCAUGCUCAGACUGCCCAGGGCCUGGGAAAUCUGAGAAAAGGCUAAGUUCUCAGGCUGCCAAAAGUAGUAAGUCCAGCUGGAGAAUCUGGCGACUUAGCCCCACAAACACUGAAUUGGGCAGCAUUGGUGGCUUUAGGAAGCAGGCGCCCCACUUUGGCCUUAGUGGAGCAAUGAUAUGUAAAGGAAGGGCCCGAGUUCGGCCCCUUUGACUGGGUCACUUAGCUCAUGAAAUCUUUGCUGCCCAGGCAUGGGAAUUCAGACAGCUUCUCUUCAGGGCUGCAGGCCUCCCGUUCCCCACCUGGUUUAGCAUGACCUUCAGAAAGCCUUUUCAGAAUUUUUUCCCAGAAGAAUGUGCCUAUUGUGAAAGAAGCCAAUGCCUUCUUCCUCCCAGGUGACAGGCGUUUUCCAAUCAGUUCAUUCCUCUCAACAAUUGUUCUGCCUAUGUUCUACUUCUCUAAUCAACUGUGGCUUCUAGGAACCCAAAGGAAGGUGGCAUUUGUUUCUUAGUUCUUUUUAUUUUCAGAAUCUUGAAUGGCACCUUCCCAGCCAUCUGCUAAUUCUCCUGCCCUUCAUCAGGGCAGGACACCUAAAUUCACCUUUCUUUAGCCAGUUCUGCCAAGCCAGACACUUGGGAUCUUUUCAAGUCUGGUCUGAUUUUGCUAGAGUUGUCAGUGUUCCCACUCCUUUAGCCUUUAAGGUGAAAACCCUUUUAACAGGAGGUAGAAGACCCUGGGCUGGGGUGGGGGUGAAGGGAUCUGCAGAGUCAUAGAAUGGCCUCACCCUCUCUAGCCUUUCUCACAUAGAACUGAAGACGAGUUACUGGGCAUUAUCUUAUGUUGCCCUAGAUGAGACUAUCAGAAAACUUGGUCUGUUGACAUGCCCACUGCUGCUUUUACACGAAACACUAUAGCUAUAGGCAAAGUAGUUGGAGAAUUUCCUUUAGAAGACACUAACUCCCCAUUCAGAAAAUAGAGACCUAUUUUUCAAGUGUUCACCAGGAAAUCCUUAAGUCACUCAUCUCUUAGCUGUGGAAACUUUGACUUCAGCAGCCAGAGCAAAUGAAAAACACAGGUUGGAGACAAUCAGUUACUGGCUGGCUGCAGAAGCUGCCGCCACAGCCCUCCCCUACCCCUACUCCAGGUAGCUCUGGUGUUUGUUUUGUAUAGCACUUUUGAAAUGACCGUCCUAUCUUUAAGCUGCUGUUUGUGUUCAUUUUUUAGAUCAGAACUGAAUGACUUUCCCCUGACAUACACCAGGGUGUCAGGAGAGAGCGCUAUAGGUGUGCUAUGGUGGUGGCGACAGAAGCUCGGGGGGAACUGAUCUUUUCCACCCCUAGAUACUGGGCCUGGAGCUCCAGACCCCCGUUUGGGCAGUUUAACUGCAAGCCAGCUCCCAGCUCGGGCUAGGCUCUCCUUCCAUCUUGUACAAUCCAGCUGCAUCUGGCUCCAAGGGAUUCUAUAGUUCAGUUUCCCUUCUCUGCCUCAAAGGUCAGGUAGGCUCUUGGCUCAGUGAGAGCUUUGCUUUCCUCACUAACCUUUCACAUGGCAAUAUUCCCGCUCCCUGAUUAGCACAGGCAAUGGAAGCAAACACUAAUUUUUAAUAAAAUCCUGUUACGCUGUA
Messenger RNA from Vombatus ursinus (common wombat), 3586 nucleotides. RefSeq names its product TNF alpha induced protein 1 (gene TNFAIP1). NCBI's taxonomy places the organism in Eukaryota, Metazoa, Chordata, Mammalia, Diprotodontia, Vombatidae. Gene Ontology annotation, cellular component: Cul3-RING ubiquitin ligase complex. Gene Ontology annotation, molecular function: ubiquitin-protein transferase activity; protein binding. Gene Ontology annotation, biological process: negative regulation of Rho protein signal transduction; protein ubiquitination; proteasome-mediated ubiquitin-dependent protein catabolic process. The transcript is spliced from 8 exons. The record is from RefSeq and is a predicted model, not a curated record. The coding region runs from base 280 to 1239 and encodes 319 amino acids.